Messenger RNA from Melanotaenia boesemani (Boeseman's rainbowfish), 4561 nucleotides. It is a transcript of the gene snphb, whose product is annotated as syntaphilin b. Gene Ontology annotation, cellular component: mitochondrion; cytoplasmic microtubule. NCBI's taxonomy places the organism in Eukaryota, Metazoa, Chordata, Actinopteri, Atheriniformes, Melanotaeniidae. The transcript has 5 exons. Gene Ontology annotation, biological process: neuron differentiation. Bases 1488 to 4130 code for a protein of 880 amino acids. The record is from RefSeq and is a predicted model, not a curated record.
CAUCUGCCUCGACCGGUUGGGGUGGAGAGGACAGGAAAGAGAGGCCAACAAGCAUCACAGCUUUUAGACAGGAAGACCUGUUGACACCAAUCUUUCACAAAUGUCCUUCUACAAAGUCUGCAUUUCACUUACUUAGCCAUUCCUUUAGCUUAAAAGUAUAAAAUAUUUACCUUAUUUUGUUAAUGACAUCUGGCUAACUCCAGAAAUUUUUCUUUACUUAAUGGUUUAGCAUUUCUAAAGCCAUUAAUUAUAAUCAUGAGAAAAAACUUAACAAUGAUGCAGAUUUGAAAAUGAAGACAUCAGAAAAAAAUCCUGUGGAAAUACAGAGGCUAGGUUAAACUAAACAACUCCUCUUAUUCUGUCCUCUGUGUGCGUAACUCUCCAUGAAGUGACAGACAGCUGAACAGGUGUAUGAGGCACUCAAGAUUUAAAUGAUGACAAGGACGUGGACGAAAAGUUCAGAGGUUUUUACUUGUCUUCUUCAUCAAUUGUUUUUCUUUACGGUGCUUUUCCACUUUCUUGUGAAACUAAAAGCAAACACAAGGAAAUGUUCUUUUAAUGUAUAAUUAAUCACAAGCGCCUGUUUAGUUAAAGAUAUUGUAUGUUAAAGCAGGAAGCCACUAUAAUUUGUCCACAUACCAAAUAAAGACAAAAUAUGGCUCAAAAUCUAUUCGCAAACUUUAAACAUGGCAGAUUUACUUACAAACAAAGCUUAUUUAAGGCUCAACGCAGGCAGAUGGUAAAGAUUCAGCAGAGGCCCAACUGAAGCCUCCUGCUAUGCCAGACUCUGGUUCAAAAUGGCAGGUCUCACCUUAGACUAACCAUGUGACCCAAAAUGAGCAAUAGAGAAACAGAAUAACUGAAAUGAGCUGUCUGCUUUCUCCACACAGUUAACAGGUGGUGCUAAAACAUUCUACACAUACAUGAAACAUGUAACAUCACACCUAUGUCUCUUUGCAGUCAUGUCAGUGAUGGUGGUCAGUGUCGGUAUUUUUACUGUAGUUCACUUCUGUACUUGCAGCGAUUAGCUUGAAGGAUCUAGUAAACUAUACCACACACUCUGAGUGUAUUGAUGUGAUUUCUCCUGCAGCUACUGAACUUCCUCUGCCUGUUUCCUGGACACAGCUUAAAGAAUAAAAAAGCUCUGUCAGAUUGUGUCAGGGAGGCAUCUUUCCAUGUCCAUUAACGCUCACAUAUCAGACAUCAAGGCUCUCUCUUUGUUGUGCAGUUUGUGUAUACACUUUGUGUACACAGUGUUGUUUAACACUUGAUCUAUUGUAGUAAUUAACCUAACUGGCUACCUAAAUACUAGUCAAAACUUGCUAUUGAUCAAUUACAACUUAGGUUGUUGUACUAUCUUAAUCAGUACUCUUGUUCAGAUGCCAAAAGCUGUGAUUUAUGUAAAGAUCACAGACUGAUAAAUGUGACAUGGUGUCUGUGGAAACUGGUUGCACUGGAUUCACCGGCAUGACAAGGACUACUCGCAGAUGGCUCAGUCUGUAGCUGUGGUGUUCUCCUUUCUGUCAUUUCUCCUCUUCCUCAGAUUCAACCCUCUGAAGGUGUUGCAGCCCAAACGGCGCUUGCAGCAAAUACUGGCGUCCUCACCCGUUCCGGUGCCCAAGCCGGCUUCGGGGCCGGGGACGUCGGGGAUGGCUGCACCGGCUUCUACUGCACCGAUUGCUAUUCCGGUGCCUGCGCCCCCUGCGUUUGACUACUGCAGGUUCAUAGAACUAGACUACGUUCCCAUGGAGACAGGGUAUAUGGUCUCAAUGCGCCCAACUAAAGGCUAUGCAUCAACCAAGUCUCCGACUAAAGGAUACACUUCCACAAAGUCUCCAGAACGCCACAACCGCUCCACAAAUUCUCCCUCCACCCCUCGUUCCCGGCGAACACAGGCUACACAAGGUAAUAGAGAGCCAUACGGUAAUGCAUCCUUCAGCAGCAGCAGCAACUCAGGCUCGUGUAAAGGCAGCGAUUGUAGCCCAACUAAAGGACGACAGAAGUACACAUCAUGUACAGACAACCAUGGCAUCCGCCCCCCUCCACCAGAGCAGUACCUCACACCCCUGCAGCAAAAGGAGGUGUGUAUCCGACACCUGCGAGCCAAGCUUAAGGAAACUAUCAACACAUUGCAAGACAGGGACACAGAGAUAGAUGAGCUGCGAGGUCAGCUUUACAGGAUGCAGGAGGACUGGGUUGAGGAGGAGUGCCACCGUGUAGAGGCUCAGCUAGCCCUCAAGGAGGCACGUCAGGAGAUCCAGCAGCUUAAACAGGCAGUGGACACUGUUCGUGCCAGGCUCAGCGAAGCCGGUGGGCUCAGCGGGGACGUAGGGGUCCAGAAGUACUUCCAGGACAUCAAUACUCAGAACCACAAGCUGGAGAACCUUUUGCUCAGCAUGGAAUUAGCCCAGGCUGGAUUAGCAAAGGAAGGUGAAGCCAUACCAGGCUGUAGGACCCGUGGUGGAGGUUCAGCACCAGCAUCUGUGUCAGGGGAGAGUCCUGGUGGAGUGCCUAAACUGACAGUAGGAGGGAGAGGGUCUUGCUCAUGUGAUGGCUCUCCAGCCCGUUCCCUGACUCGGAGCUCAACCUACACCAAGCUGAGUGAUCAGGCACUGGCAGACCGAAAUGGUAACGGGACAGACUUUCCGUGUCUGUCAGGGGACGGCACCCAGGAUAGUGGUUUUGUGUGCUGUGGAGAAAACAACAUCCCUAGCCGGACUGACCUGCUGCUGGAAGCUGCCUUCCUCUCUGAGGAAACAGCAUCUUUACUCAACUCUUACACACAGACCUUUGCCCACACUCUGCCCCAUUCUCUUCCUCACUCUAUGCCUCACACUUAUUCCCAUACCUUACCUCAUUCUUUCCCUCACAAUAUGUCCCACUCAGUGCCACACACUAUGCCGCACUCCUCCACUUACGAGAAGCUGUGCACGAGUGACCGGAUGACACCCUUUCGUUGUGGUUUGGGUGGAACGAGCUGCAUGAGCCAUCCCUGCCUGUCCCACCAUCACUUGUACCUGCAUCCCUUGAGGGAGACAGGUAUUCAGACUGAGAGCUGUCCUAUCCCUGCAACGUCUCAGUGUCCCUCAGAUUUAGAUACUAUAGCCGAGCAACGCACUUUCCGUUCACAGGCCUGCAGCCCCACUUCCACCUGGAUGUCUGAUGAGGGGGAGGAGGAUCUGGACUCCAUUACCACCACAACGUCAGUGACUACAGCUACAGUUAUGAGUACAGCCACAGAGCCUAUUCCAGUGUCUAAAAAACCACUUGUCCCUCCUCUACCACGGUCUGCCACUGUAGCAUUUUCAAUGGAGAGCCCUUGGAGUGAGGGAAAUGAUGGAACUGAGAAAGAUGAAAGACAGGAGAAUCAGAAAAGAAAGAAGGAAGAUUCAGCAACAGAGGAGCAUGUGGAAACACACGAAAUCACACAGGCAGAAGAGGAACAACAGAUGCAAGAGAGCACAGUGAACGGGAUGGAUGAGGAAGAUGAGGGUGCUGGGGAGGAAAAACAGCAAAUCAAAUUGUGUGAUUUAGCAGGGAUAUCAAUGGAGACACGGGGUGAACUUACUUUUGGAGGUUGCUGUGGAGAUGAAAGUCAGGGUGAGACAGCACCUGAAAACCCAGGGUUUCAGGAGGGGCCACAGGAGGUUAAUCUAUCAGUAGGAUCCACCCAGACAGAAACUGCUGUGCUGAGUCCAAGCUGUGCUGCAAUAUCUCCAGGGGUGGAAAAGCCUCACACAUCCCAGCCAAGGAGAUCUGCCUCCCAUGAGGAGAUAGUUGGAAUCCCAGCAGAGGAAGUGCGCGAUGAGGAUGAUUUCCAAGUUGAAACUAAAGAUCAAGGGGCUACAGGGGGCACUGCAGAAGAGGAUGAAGAUUCAUCUAAUUCUGGAAAAAUUCAGAAAAGCUACUGGAGUCGUCACUUCCUUGUUGAUUUGCUGGCAGUGGCCAUCCCUGUGGUGCCAACAGUUGCUUGGCUCUGCCGUGGGCCAGUGCGGGAUGGACAGCCCAUGUAUCACAUAGGCUCACUGCUAAGAGGCUGUUGCACUGUGGCACUGCACUCACUGCGCAGGGGAGGUGGACUCAGGCAUUACCCCGCAGGCGGGGGAGACCUAGGGGGAUCACAAAUGUAACAGGCCAUCAUCACUGUGGUCCUCAACGACAACAUCUCCUGUGUGGGUCUGGAGAUUGUUCAAAUUCAAGAAGGGGGAAGAGCGAGAUCUUCCUGUCUGGCUGUCCUGCAGGUUAAAUGCUUAGAGGAUCAUUGGGUACAAGAAGUGUACAUUCAGGAACAUCUAUGACUGGUGGACUAUGUUCUGUUUGUUCCUGCUCCUCGUCGUCUCCCGUUGAAUGGUCCUGCUGUUGUUACCAAAAUUAUUUGUCUGUUGGCUUGUGCAUACUGAAUGAGCUGCUUAAAGUAAAUGAUAAACACUUGUAUGAUUGAAGGUGAUUGUUGAUUUGCUCGUAGAUGCAGGGAAAUGCUCAUUGAUCUGUCAAUCACAAGUUAUGACAUGUUCUAAUGAAUAUGUAUGGAGAAUGCAUAAAUAAACACAAUAUGUAUGUA